AUGGUGAAGGAACGGCAAUAUCGUUCCAGCCCCACUCAGCUGCUGUAUAGAAAACAUGGAAGUCACAUGCUGGUGAUGUUCAAGAAAGUGGGCCGGAAACCACCAACAUUUGGUGAUGCUUUAAUUAUUGCCUCUGUGCUCUUGGACUCUGGCUUUGAAUUUGAUAAAGGUUCUGUUACAUUCAACAGAUUUAAGCCUGUGAUUUCUUAUAAGACUGAGGAGAAACCAGUCUUCUCUUUUGACGCACUUACAAAUUCUAAGAACAUUAAUGUUUAUGGUGACAUUGAUGCAGAUGUCCUGCGAAACUACCAGGAGUUCCCUCUGGCAAACAUCAUUUACUUAAGCUUAGAGGAAUUCACUACAAGUGAACAGAGUGCUUGGAUGACUGCUAUGGAUAGUGGCAGCAAGAAUGCUUCUGAAAUUAUUGACAAACUGACAUUGACAUUUAAUCGCACUCUCCAAGCUGUCAUUACCAAGGAGCUAAUUAAGAUUAUCUCUGGUGCUGCUGCUCUGUAA
Carcharodon carcharias (great white shark) is the source of this 516-nucleotide messenger RNA. Its product is annotated as ATP synthase subunit gamma, mitochondrial-like. Gene Ontology annotation, molecular function: proton-transporting ATP synthase activity, rotational mechanism. NCBI's taxonomy places the organism in Eukaryota, Metazoa, Chordata, Chondrichthyes, Lamniformes, Lamnidae. The transcript has 2 exons. Bases 1 to 516 code for a protein of 171 amino acids. The record is from RefSeq and is a predicted model, not a curated record. Gene Ontology annotation, biological process: proton motive force-driven ATP synthesis.